AUCUCUGUUUGAAAGCUAAUCAAUACCCACUCCCUGGCUAUAUCACUUUCUCUGGGAGACCAACACUCGGACACUCGGUAACUUUGGUAGCCCCAACCUCCGAGAUGAAGAGACACGCAGACAACUUCGAUAAACAACCCCAAGGAAACAAGAAGCCUCGCCAUGAAAGCGACCACAUAGGAGCUUCUGUACCGGUCUUCCCGCAAAUGGUGAAGGCCUUAUGUCAAGUCUGUGUUACGACACGAAAGCCAGAAAUGAUGGAAUUCAUUGGUCAGAUCAAGAACAAAGACAUCGAAGACACUCGUAAGGGACUGUGUCUCUUAACAGACGAAGACAAUAUCCGCACAUGGCGAAGUGGUUUCAGAGCCUUACUUGACUGUGGCGACAUCGUCGAGCAAGCAAGCAAGUUCAUGAAGAAGAUACCCAAGAAAACUCAAAACAUGUGUAAGAAUGCCAUGGAGAAGCAUGAAAAGACCAUGCACCAAGACCGCGAUGGGAGUGAGCAGGGUAUCCCUUCCCUAGAUCCAAAGAUUUUCGUAGGGGAGACGAUAAUGGCCAACAUGAAGCCACCAAAAGAAAACGUGAGGUGGGAACCCGGAGCGUGGGCGUUGAAUUGGUCAGAUUUGAACUCUACACAGGAGCAACAACUGGUAGAUCAGAUGAAGCUUCGACUGUCUCCGGAGGGACGCAGCAUGCUCGAUAUCACUAUGGUGAAAGACAUGUGUGAGAUAAUCGCUCGGAACAAGACUCGGAACAAGCAGGCCAAUGGCGAUACGGAUACUACAACACAAGAUGCGGACAUGGAGGCAGAGAAGGAUUGAGAUGAUGCUGCAGACGGAGAUGCCACAGGAUGCGAUGAAGCAAGGUGGCACGAUAUAUGGCAAUGACCAUGCGAAUCCCAAGGAAGUGGCAGCUGCUCGACAAUGCGAGAUAGCACGGCCACAGUGCGAACCAAAAGUUUUGAAAUUCUGCUUCUAUCGGUUGACGAUUUCUUCGUAGACUAGUUUGGUUAGAUCAGUGGACCCUGACAGAGAAUUGAAUUUGCAACCUUCCCUAUACCAUGAUCGCUAAGACAUUAUCGGUCAUGCCACUGAAGAAUGCUAGCGAAGUCUCGAACCGUAUCAACCACCACACGAGAUUUCGUCAAAGCUUCGCCAGGCUGAGUCCAAGACACCCACCAGUGUUGCUUUGGUACAUGGUAACCUACUUGAUUGUAUCUCACUAGUUCCGACCGCUGAUGCCGUAGACGUAGAUAGGUUGCGAGAACUUAUACCAGUCUUUUUGCAGAAGUGCAUCCAUGGGAUAUAUAAAGCCUUCUGCGGAGGAUGUUUAGAACGAACCUAAACGCAGCGCCUUAGACCACUCGGCCAUCGCUUUCCCUCCCCACUCAUUGCAACACACUCACGCACGCCUACAUGCAACCUACCGAGCCCCAUCAAAUACGAACAGACUGUCCAUUUCAAACCCACCCUCUCUCGUUACGAGAUGUGGAGAUGAAGACCAGCAGCCCAUCAUGACCGAACUAGUGUUAGCGCAAAAGCCGGUUUUCUUGGCUUCUUCUGCAUACCGUACAUACAGUGCACCGAUCAGGGGAGUGCUGUAGAUCGAUUUAAUGCACGUGGGUGGGGUACAUGGAGAUUUUGAGAUUGCGAUUAUGCAUUGUAGAUGAUCUUUGU
This is a messenger RNA of Pyrenophora tritici-repentis Pt-1C-BFP, 1676 nucleotides long. RefSeq lists its product as uncharacterized. Lineage: Eukaryota; Fungi; Ascomycota; Dothideomycetes; Pleosporales; Pleosporaceae. The record is from RefSeq and is a predicted model, not a curated record.